Molecule: messenger RNA, 954 nt
Organism: Rangifer tarandus platyrhynchus (Svalbard reindeer)
Lineage: Eukaryota; Metazoa; Chordata; Mammalia; Artiodactyla; Cervidae
Source: the annotation of a GenBank genome assembly
AUGAGUAACCAGACUCUGGUGACAGAAUUUGUCCUGCAGGGUUUCUCAGAGCACCCAGAAUACAGUGUGCUUUUCUUCAGCUGUUUCCUCUCCCUCUACUUUGUGGCACUUGCAGGAAAUAUUCUUAUCAUUUUGGCUAUCGCCUUCAACCCUGGGCUCCAUACCCCCAUGUACUUUUUCCUCUUCAACUUGGCAACUAUGGACAUUAUCUGCACAUCUUCCGUCAUACCCAAGGCACUGGAGGGUCUAGUAUUAGAGGAGAACUCCAUCUCCUAUGGGGGCUGCAUGGCCCAGCUUUACUUCCUCACCUGGGCUGCAUCUUCUGAGCUGCUCCUCCUCACGGUCAUGGCCUAUGACCGGUAUGCAGCCAUCUGCCACCCACUGCACUAUAGCACCAUGAUGAGCAAGGCAUUCUGUGGCACGCUGGCCGCAAGUGUUUUCCUUCUGAUAUUCUUGUGCUGUUCCUUGUCCUUCAUCUUCUUCACUGGCAUGAUACUCAGAGUUUCCCAGUUAUCAUUCUGUGGCCCCAACAUCAUCUCUCAUUUCUUCUGUGACCUUGGCUCCUUAAUUCAUCUCUCCUGCUCUGACACGAGAUCUGUUGAGAUACAUUUCUUCUUUGUUACUUCAUUUGUCAUUCUACUACCCCUCAUCAUAACCAUUAUUGCAUACAGCAAUAUCGUAGUCACAAUCCUGCGACUGCCAUCAGCCAAGGAGCGACAGAAAGCUUUCUCCACCUGCUCCUCUCACCUCAUUGUCCUCUCUCUGAUGUACGGCAGCUGUGUGUUUAUUUACUUGAAACCAAAGCAGGUGAGCAGGCUGGACUCCAACAGGGAGGCUGCCCUUGUGAACACAGUGGUGACCCCACUGCUGAACCCUGUCAUUUAUACUCUACGGAACAAGCAGGUCCACCAGGCUCUGAGGGACACACUGUCUAGGGUGAGGUUGAAGAAAUAG